AUGCAGCUGCUCAACAUCCUACAAAGCUUGAUCAAGCAGCUGAACCCGAACAAGCUGGAGUUCGCUCUUGAAGACAGUGCCCUGUACGAAAUGGAGAAGGCGUGUCACGAGCUUUGCCGCGCCGCCGUGCCCCGUUUCGUCCAUCGGCAUCGGCACUUGCAUAUGCAGAAUCUUCAAUUGAUCUUGUCCUCUUAUGCGAGGGUGUACAUCCCAGAGUACGCUUGCGUUUUCGAGGCAAUUGGCCCGACACUGACCCAGCGGGUGCGUGCCGCUCUGGAGAAGGCCAAAAAUGCGAAUGACGUGGGAGCCGAUCUCAAACUGCAGGAGCUCAAUACCACCGUUCCCUUCUUGCUCAAUUCCUAUGCCAAAGUGCGGAUUCAGGACCCGGACCUCUUUCAGGUGUGCCUGGAACUCGUGGACAAGGAGGCUUAUCGACUCUUCCAUGAGUUUCUCGUGCUUGCGCUGCAUUCCGCGGCUGUGCUAGGCCUCCACCGACCCUCUCUUUUGCGGCAGACGGCCAAGCAACUUCAGCCGCCGUGCUCCUGGACAACAGUCAGGGUUGCUGAUGUCAUAGGGGCCAUUCCCUACCUCCUCCUCAAGGGAACGGGUGAGACGGUCGAGGAUGGCUCCGUGGUGGAAUUGUUUCGCGCGGCCGCGCUGGAACUGCAGCGGCGGCCGGAUGAUUGGGGCAACGUCGAGGCGCCCAAGAUGCUGCUGGGCAUCGCAACACUGCCUCCCCGGGCAGAUCUUCCACGCCAGGAGCUGAUCCUGCUCAUCUGCCAGGCGAUUUCGAAGGACAUCCACGAUCUUCCUCCGAUCUAUCUGACCAAGUCCUUCUUCAGCGCUGUUGCCCUCGACCUUGUGGCAAGUGAAGAUGCUGCUCAGAGCGCGUCCGACCCUACUGAAGCUGAAGCUGCUCUGGUGGAAGCCACGAGCCUGAUGGCCUAUCACAUGUUGCAGAUAAUUCCGCGGGGCCUGCGGGUGGAGAUGGAGAUGAUGGCCCAGCUUCUCUUGGCCCUGGCAGUGCGCGCUCCCGAGGCGAAGCUCGAGCUCUUAGGCUUCAGCACCCUCAUACGCGUGCAGCAGCGGGAGAUCGUCCGCAAGGCGGAGCAGUUGGGCUCGGGAUUCAGCCGCUGUGCAGCCUUCGCCGCUGCAGCGGUGUGGCCUUGGAGAGAGGAGUGGCUGCAGCCGUGGUUUCUCGAGGAGGUGAGGCACUUCGUCGAAACGCAGGUCGAGGCGGAGGAUAUCACUGGAGGUCUCUCCGACUGGCUGGAUGCUGCUAUCUCCGCGCAGGAACCGACUGCACAAGGCUGA
This is a messenger RNA of Symbiodinium sp. CCMP2592, 1314 nucleotides long. The record is from the annotation of a GenBank genome assembly. NCBI's taxonomy places the organism in Eukaryota, Dinophyceae, Suessiales, Symbiodiniaceae.